AUGUACCAGAACCCAGCAUCUGCACGGUCCAGGGGCCUUAAAAGAGACCUCACAAUCCAUGUGCCGAAUGGCAGUGGUGACGAAAACAAGACAUCACAACCACCACCAGCACCACCAGCACCACCAUCACAACCUCCACAACAGCAGCCAUACGAUGAACCAGUACCGCAUCACGCAAUGAGAACCCUUGAUAAUAUACUUGGAGAACCCGUCAACAUCCCAACGAGUACAGGCCAAUCGCUAUCAUCACCUCCAUUACAACCAUCCCACCAAACAAAAAGCUCAAUGCCUUCCAUAGCAUCAACAAGUCCAGCAACGCCGUGUUUUGAUAGGUUAACCCAACUACCAACUCCAGUAUUGCUGAAUGGAUCUUUCGCCAACUACAGCCAUUUCCAAGGCUCAGCACUAUCUUCACCACCAAGAGGUAACGACUCAAUCAUGGAGUCCAUCAAGUCAAUGCUGGCUGUGAACAAUAGAGUCGUUUCGGAUUACAAGCCAAUCGCACGUGGUCACAGCCUCAAAUCAGAGAAAAGAAUUUAUUCCAAUCCAUCCGAAGCUCACGACGUGCAUGACGCAUCAAGUAACUCAAGCACUGCUUCUUCGAUUGCGUCGAGGGAUAAAGAAAGAGAAAGAGAAAGAGAAAGAGUUUCAGGACAAGGACAAGGACAAGGACCGGUUCUGGGACCAGUUUUGGGGCUGGAUGGACGACCUCUGCUGCUGCUGUUGCACACUAUAGACUCGCCAAUAACACCAAAUACUUCUCCUACUUUACCACAAAUUUCCAAAUUCUCACAUCGACAAUUUUACUCCAAGAGAUAUGACACUACAUUCACAUUUGUAAAGGAGAUUGGACUGGGCAAUUUCAGUAAUGUUGUAUUGGCAAAAAACUUAAAUAAUGGUGCUGGUAAUAGCAUGGGCACUGUUGCAGAUGCCGAAACUAUUAGUUACAAACACAAUUGCGGUUAUGGUGACGAAGCAGCAAUCAAAAUUAUCACCAUCCCCGAGUCUAAAACGCAAUUAACAAACUUUAAAUCAUUCAUUUUACGAGAACUCAAUAUCCUAUACCACAUUUCGCAUCACCCUUGUAUCACAACAUUGAUAGAUUACCAACUUACAAUAGACAUAGACCAACUGGAAAUAGAGUCAGAAACAAUCCCUUCCACUGCAAAUUCAGAACCAGGUUUUACCAAAAUAAAUGAGGAUAUGGUAAUUCCACUGGAUAGAGAUCAGUUGCUCUUUAUGAAUUACUGCCACGGCGGUAAUUUGCUCUCCUUCUUGCUACAACAUAAUCAGCAAGCCAACUUGCACAAUCUCACAUAUUGGACAUAUAUUCGACGCAUUGCUUGUGAAAUCAUUGUCACCGCAGCAUAUUUGCACAACCACAAUGUCAUCCAUCGCGAUAUCAAACUUGAAAACAUUCUUUUACUUUACUCUCCAGAAGAAGUGAACCAAAUACUUGCCAAUGACCAAAUCAUGGCUACACCAUUUAUCAAUUUGAGUGACUUUGGACUCUCGAAAAAACUCGAUUCGCCAGACCAAUUAUUGCAAACAAGAUGUGGAUCACAGGAUUAUAUUUCACCAGAGAUUUUAAUGGGUUUGAAAUAUGAUGGCAAAUUGACCGACACAUGGUCAAUCGGUGUUUUGGUAUAUUCCAUGCUUGAAAACAAACUUCCGUUUGAUUUGCAACCAGCUCACGUACAAUAUCACCAACAACACCAACAAUAUCAACAAAAUUAUCAAAGCCAACAACAGGCUGGUGCAAAUACUGGUUCAACUGCUGGUGCUCCUUCGAGUAAUACUGGUAUUUCGCCUUCGGUAAUCAAAAGAAGAAGAUCGAAAAAAACAAGCACGGCGCAUAGAAUUGCCAUGAUCGAAUGGGGUUGGAAUGACAUCAAUUACAAAUUAGCUGAUAAAGAGAUUUCACCAGAGAUAAAGGAGAUUCUUGGCCAAUUGAAACUAUUUGUCGACACUGUAUUAGUGCGUAAGGAUAGGAGACCUUCAGUGGGACAAAUGUUGCAAAUGCCGGAGUUCUCGUGGCUCAAAGAGUGUGUUCCCACUGCAAUCACGGAAUAUAACAAUCAAGAGAGGACUUGA
Messenger RNA from Lodderomyces elongisporus, 2094 nucleotides. RefSeq names its product serine/threonine protein kinase. Gene Ontology annotation, biological process: piecemeal microautophagy of the nucleus; reticulophagy; peptidyl-serine phosphorylation. Lineage: Eukaryota; Fungi; Ascomycota; Pichiomycetes; Serinales; Debaryomycetaceae. Gene Ontology annotation, molecular function: protein serine/threonine kinase activity; ATP binding. The record is from RefSeq and is a predicted model, not a curated record. The transcript has a single exon. Gene Ontology annotation, cellular component: autophagosome; cytosol; cytoplasm. The coding region runs from base 1 to 2094 and encodes 697 amino acids.